GAGACGCGCCUUAAAACCAAAGAGCGCAUCACGGAGAGAUGCAUGGUUUGAUCACACACACUCGCUUUGGACUGUAUGAUAGCAAGGGCACUGUCAAGGCUGCAGUAGCUUAGUGAAUGAAGAGAAACUGCAAGGGAGGAGCCAGGAAGUUACUUUAAAAGUCAGUUCAUCGUGGUGCGUAAAAUGAGAGUUGUGCGUAAAUGUAUGCGUGCCUCUAGUUGGAUACGGUGGUAGAUAAUAUUCAAAUUUUAAAAGCUGGAAAGUUGGCUGGCGGACUAGCUCUGAGCUAGUGUCAGAGGGAAAAGUCUACCUUUGGCACGGAUGCUGUUGGAUGUCUGCGCUCCUGAUUUUGCCUCUUUGAUCUCAUUUGAGCCAUGGCUUACUCUCAGCUGGGAUACUCCUACUCCACCACACCGCAGUUUCUGAUGACCUCCAGCUCCUUGGCCGGUUGUCUGGAGCCGGGAACGACUCCGUCCCACCCGGCGCUGCGCUCACCGGGCCACCAACUCACCCCUGGUUCCAGCAUCGGUGUCUACAGCGGCCCUUAUCCAAAGAGCCAAGGUUACUACAACACCUGCACCAGCGACGCCACCGCUCUCUAUUCCAGAGGGCCACUAGAACCCAAAGACAGAGCUGCCUCUGUGCAUGUGGGGACAUCUCAGACUCCUGCCUACUAUCCCUAUGAAUAUACAUUUGGACAAUAUCCUUAUGACAGAUAUGGGUAUUCCUCCUCUGAUGGAGCUUCACGUCGUAAAAAUGCCACCCGAGAGACAACGGGCACCCUGAAGGCCUGGCUGCAGGAGCACCAGAAGAACCCCUACCCAACUAAAGGAGAGAAGAUAAUGCUUGCUAUCAUCACCAGGAUGACCCUUACACAAGUGUCUACAUGGUUUGCAAAUGCCCGCAGGAGGCUGAAGAAGGAGAACAAGGUGACGUGGUCACCGCGGGCUUGUAAAAGCUCUGACGACCGAGGCUGUGAUGAAGACAGUGAUGAGGCAGAGAAGCCACUUAAAACUGACAAAGAUCUUCCUGAUCAACAGUGUGCAGACCUGCAGAGUGAUCUUGAAGACUUCGACCUGCUGGAGUCUGAUGCUUCUGACUGUGAACCAAAGCCACAGUUUCUACCAGAGGACAAUGAAGCAAACCCAAACACAAACAUCCGACAUGGGCAUCUCACACACAACCCAGAUCCACUACACGGGACAGAGAGAUUGACUCCUGACUGCCCCAAACUCACAUCGGUCCAAGACCAAAACAGCACCUUCUAUCCUAAUCCAGAUGUCCGAAGCUCAGACGCCAAGCCGAAAAUCUGGUCCAUCGCUCACACUGCUGUGUCUUUGGACCCCAGCUUGCAGCCAGAAUACCCUCCCUGUAUGCUGUCAUCGACCAGGUCCUCCUCUCCCGGGUAUCCAUCAAAUAUGGCACUAACCAAGGCAGACAGGCAACAGGAUUCACCGGUCGACACUCUCAGAGAAUGGGUGGACGGAGUUUUCCAUGGCCCCCCUUUUCAACAGCCCAAACCAGCUGCGUUGUGGAAAGGCUUAAAUGAAGCAGUGAUAGACAGCAGAACGCCAGGACAAUCCUUUGUUAGGUCUACGUCAUCUUUGUAGUGCAACCAGGCACCAUCAAUGGCGUUUUUCAAAGACUGCUGGACUUAAAACAUAAAGUCUAUAUUUUGUUGUUGUGACUUGGUAAUUGACUGUUCACUAAGCUCUGCCCUCUCUUGGUUUCUGUUGCUAUGGUGGCAGAUUUAUCACUCUGAAUUUUUAGUAAUUUUUUAAACAAUGAAUCCUUCAUUUCAGACACGUACAUUAAAGCAGGUUUGUCAUUUCUAGCCAACAACCGUUGAUUUCGCCAUCUGUAAUGACGACAUUGGUAGCAGAUUUUAUUAGCUUUGGUUAGCUAGCUAAUUAACAUUAAUGUUAAUUAAUUUAUUAAAAAGAUUGACUCCAGCUUACUUUUUAAUGUUUCCAGCUGAGUCAUUUUAAAAUGAGAGUCCUGUAAAAGGGGUAUUAACUAUGCACUUAAUGGCUACAUGCAUAAUAUCGUGAUAAAAGACUGAGGCUAAAGCCUCAUGUCCCACGCAGGCAAAAAGUCAGCAUCCCCACUAGUUAUAAAAGACGUACAGGCUUCUAGGAUUAAGACGUAUUUGGGAAACGUAAUGCUGUCUUGGAACAUUGGCUGGGGUUACUGGAGUGCAAAUUUCCCCAAACCCAAUAAAGGGCAGGACAGAGCUGCUAACGUUAGCCAAAACUCUGAUAGCAUGCUGGACCAAGGUUUCCACAUGGUGGAUGUGCUAGUCUUGAACAGAACUUUUUGUUAACGUAACAUUGUAACCCCACAAAUUCAUAUAUGCUCCUUAAUGAUGUGCUCCUUGGCUUUGGAAGCAAUGCUCGGUUACUGUUGGGAGAAAGCUAGUUGGUCGGAUAUUUUAGCGAUUGCAGCAAAAGUUGGAGCUGGUAAAUGCACUGUUUAAUCCAUUCCUUAAAUGUUUCUCUUGUGUAUUGGGUUUUGGAACAGCUUUAACAAAGACACAACCCUCCAAAGUCUUCAAAUGCCGGACAUCAUUUUUUACUACUGUCCCAUGUGCACCGUUUCAUCAACAUGUGGAGAAAUCCAAAGCUUUGAAAGAUCUGCUGUGCCUAGUUAUGGUUACCAAGCUAGGAUUGGACAAUUGUUCAGGGUAGGGGUUUAGCAAACAGUCAAUUAACAAUGUAUGAUCCUACUUUGGCAUUUUGAUAAGCUCUAACUCUCAUGGGCCCCAUUAAUGGUCAAAUGUCUAAGAACUGCCACCACACACUUCCCUGCAGCAAGGUUGUACGGUUCUCACAUGAAAAAUAUACAAUAUUGUACACUUGCACUAUAGCCUGCACACGCACUGAACCACAAAAAUAAAAGGUGUAUUCCGUA
Thunnus maccoyii (southern bluefin tuna) is the source of this 2910-nucleotide messenger RNA. It is a transcript of the gene irx4b, whose product is annotated as iroquois homeobox 4b. The transcript is spliced from 6 exons. Gene Ontology annotation, molecular function: DNA-binding transcription factor activity, RNA polymerase II-specific; RNA polymerase II cis-regulatory region sequence-specific DNA binding. The coding region runs from base 375 to 1610 and encodes 411 amino acids. NCBI's taxonomy places the organism in Eukaryota, Metazoa, Chordata, Actinopteri, Scombriformes, Scombridae. Gene Ontology annotation, biological process: neuron differentiation; regulation of transcription by RNA polymerase II; cell development. Gene Ontology annotation, cellular component: nucleus. The record is from RefSeq and is a predicted model, not a curated record.